ACAGCAGAGGCAGUUGAAGCCAAGAUGGAGACGAAGCGUUGCCGCGAUGGUUUCGUAUCUCGCCUCCACUGAUCUCCUCGUCUCGACUCCAGCAGCAAACCACGUCGCCGACGAACGCCCCAGGCGUUUUGCAGCGCCGCCAACAGCAACAGCAGCAGCAGUAGCAGCGGGAGCCAGGCGGAGGAACCGCGGCACCUUAUUCCCAUGAGGGAUAGGGAGGUGCAAAACAAGACCUCGGAGGCCGACACAUUGAUGGAAGAGAAGCGCAAGAAGAGGGAUGAUAAGAAAAAAAGAGAUUCUUCCGUGAAAAAGGCGUCCGAGGUAAAGCCGAAAGACGCAGCAAAGCCUGUCGGUCGACACUGCUCUCAACAACAGCAGCAGCCGCCGCCGCAGCAGAACCAACAGCAGCAGCAGCUGAACCAACAGCAGCAGCAGCAGCAGGGCGUACUUGCAGCAGCCAGCCCUUCGCUUGCCGCGUGCGCAGCUCGAUUCCAGCUGAGAGAAGUUCCCCCUCGAUUCCGCCAACAGGAGCCCAAGAAGCUGCCCAAGUCUGGACAGACCGGGGCUUCCAUUGGUACGCACAGUGGGCCGACGUCAAACUCCCCGAAGGCUUCGACCCAAGACUCGUCUUCCAGCGCCACAGGAGCUCCUCCAGACUCUGCCAUGAACUCGGGUCCAGCAUUUGAGGACAAUAGCAGCAGCAGCAGCACCACCAACAGCUGGCCCUGCCGUGCACCCGGCGCAAACAGCAGCAGCAGCAACAACAACAACAGCACUGGCGGCAGCAGCAGCAGCAGCAACGCCUCCAUUCCGCCUUCACUGCCGGGCCCCAACGUACAUUGGCACAAUGGCUGGGGUGGAAAGACGGCAUCUUCCAUAUCUGCUCGACAUACCGGGAAACAGCAACAGCAAGCACAAGCCAGCGGCGUGGAGCCGCAGUCUGGUUCUGCGGAACCCGAAGGUGCCGGCGCUACUACCGCCGCAGCAGCAGCGGCGGCGGCGACAGGAUGGGGUGAUGCAGCAGACUCGGGCGUUCCUGAUCGAGGCUGGGGUAAUGAUUGCAAGCACCGUAGCAGCAGCAGCGGUAACAACCUAGGUGCAGCCGGCGCCGCUGCGGUCGGCGGUGGCGGCGGCAGCAGCAGCAGCAGCAAUAAAAUGUCAGGCGCAACCGGUGUUACGGUGGGCAAUGGCAGUAGCAGCGAUAAUACAGCGGGUGCCACAGUAAAAAGCAGCAGCAGCAGUAGCAAUAAUGCGGCAGGCACAGCCAGUGCUACGAGUGGAGGUAGCAGCAAUAACAGCAGCAGCAGCGUGUCGGCCGCAGCUGGCAUGACAGUAAGCGGCAGUUGCAGCAGCAGCAUCGUAGGGUUAGCGGGUGUGACCGUAGUGAGCAACGGUAACAACAGUGGAGCUCGAAGCAGCAGCGGCGCAAGCAGCACCGGCGGCACCGGCGGUGGCGGCACCGGCAGCAGGAACGGACCCCCCAAUCCGUGCAUCAAGACGCCGGCGGGAGAAGCGCCCGCCUCCCAAAACCGGCGCGAAAUCGACCCCCGCGUCCUCUCCAACGCCGGCUGGGGCCAAACGCCGGUGAAGCAGAACACGCCGUGGCCUAUCGCGUCGCCGCCGAGGCCGCAGCCUCCACCUCCGCCGCCGCCACCCACGCAGCAGCAGCAACAGCAGCAGCAGCAAGCGGCUCGGAGGGAGGGAACCAACGCGAGGCAGUGGACGUCACCGUCAUCGUGCGGCUGGGACGAUGGCUUCACGGUGGGCUACUGGGAGGACAUUGCUCCCGCUAUCGCGGCCGCUGCCGCAGCCGCUGCUGCUAGUACUGGUACUGCAUCGUCUUCAUCGUCGUCCUCAACAAAGUCAAAGUUUGGACUGCAGCCCCAUUCGAGCUGGGCUGAACAGCAACAACAACAACAGCAGCAACAGCAGCAGCAACAACAACAGCAGCAGCAGCAGCAGAAGAAUCAUGGAGCAGGGCAAUGGCAGACCGGACGGGCCGCUGAGCAAACUUGGGAUAGCGCUGGCGGUUGGAAUGACUCCCGCUCGCAAAGGGGUGGCGGCGGCGGCGGUGGCGGCGGCGGUGGCGAUAGUGGUGGCGCAAACAGAGGUUGGGGGGGCGCUUCGACUGAGCGCUGGGGAACGUGGGAAGAGCAGGCGGCAUCUGCCAAAGCUGCGGCAAUGGCACAAACACCGGCGAUGCCGCCACCGCCGCCGGCAAUGCCGUCUUCAUCUUCAAGCGCGAUGCAGAGAGGCUGGGAUGAUUCUAGGCCUCCCUCCGCCUACCAGCAGCACCAACAGCAGCAUCAGCAGCAGCAGCAACAGCAGCAGAGGAUGGGCUUGGAGGGUGGGUGGGGAGGUGGCGGCCGGAACAGCGACACGAUGGGGAUGUGGGAUGUAGACUGGGAGGAAGAGGGAAGGUAUGGGCAGAUUGGGAGCGGCGGCAGGAGGAGAGGGAUGUCUGCAUCGAGCGAGCAGCAGCAGGACCGCGGGCGUCCCAUGCAAGGAGGAGCAGCGCCCAUGAGGAAAUUGUCUCCUACUGGCUGGUACGAUCGUUCGCGGCCUUCCGAAGGCUUCUCCCGCGGCGAUGACGGCACAUCGCUGUGGGGUCGAGGCGGAGAGGGAGCAGCCCCGGGGUGGGCGGCAUCGCAUCCCCCGCCCGCCCCCGACCCCCCCGGGGUUCUUCCAACCAACGCCGGGCGACCUGUGUCCGGCUGGGCCAACACGCCGGCCGCUGAGCGCUUCUCCAGCAGAACUGACAGGAGCAAAAUGGACGGCUGGAGUGGGGGACUACCCGCUGCAGAUGGGUUCUCUCCCGACUGGACCACACUCGGGGGGCCCCCCGCUGACGACCUCGCUUCGGAAAGCCUGUGGAAUGGGGGGCCCCUCUCGACGCAUAGUCCUGGGGGACAUCCGUGGAGGAAACCACUGCAGCAACAGCAGCAGCAGCAACAGCAGCAGCAACAGCAGCAGCAACAGCCCAAGGGUUAUGAGCUGAUGCUGGCACGUCUCCUGAAGCAGCUCACUGACCUAGGCUUGUCGAGGGAACAAGCAGAAGAGAUGCUUCUUUCAAACAACCUCAACUCGGACUUGGCACUGGGAGCCCUGCUGAAGGCUAAUGUCGACAAAGCCAACCCGGACUAUGGCGGCGGUUUGACGCGAAGCCCCAACGCUGGCCUGAGAGAGCCCUCGCUGGAGCGCGCUCACCUCUACGAGCAGAAUGGAGGACACAGGAGAGGGUACACCCACCCUUCGCCGGGACAAAUGUUCUCCAAUCCCGGAGCCAGUGCUCGCUCACAGAUUCCAGCCCCAUUUCUACCCAAUCAGUUGUCCCCUGCCCAGCUGUUGCAAUGUGCUGCCAGGGCCAAUAAUAUUAGCCCAGCCCAGCUCAUGCAGGGAAACCUGGGGCCUCAGCAGUUCGCAGUGCUCAACCAGCUCGCUCAGGCUCAGAUACAGCUGGCGCAGCAGAGACUGCUGCUGCAGCAGGGAUCACGCAAUGCAUCGGCGGCGCUGAGGCAGCAGCAGGAGGCGCAGGUGGCUCGUACACUCAGCACGAUUCUACAGCAGCAGCAGCAGCAACAGCAGCAGCAGCUGCACCAGAGAGUGGCGUCGUCUCACCGUGGGAACGCGCACGGACCCCCGCCGCCCCACGCGGACGUGCAGAGCAGGGAGCGGCUCGGUACCAACUCUUUCCUCCUGGCUCCGGGAGCGGAGGCCGCCUCCUUGGACCCCGUGUCGGCGAUCGGUUCUCGGUUCAGGGAGUGGUCGCUCAGUCCCGGGGGCAGUGUGACCUCCGACAAACACGGCUCCCAGUCUUUGGCCUCCUCAAACGCAGCCCAGCUUCUCUCAGACCCCUGGUCCCAGCCUCCCAAUGCCACCACCAUCGCAUCUACAUCAUCGGGAGCGUCAUCGUCAUCAUCAUCGCUAUCGGCAGCCACAGUUGGGGCGGCCAGUGGGGCCUUGCACAGGGAGAAGCCUGGCGCCGCGCCUGUUCUCCUCUCUCCCUCGCCGCCACCGCCCGGCGGAGGAAAAGUGUCCAACGGCACGGAAGGAAUUGGUUGGCCUCCUGAAUUCCGUCCAGGGGAGCCUUGGAAGGGUAUGCAGUAUCUUGACUCGGACUCUGAUGCUGACUCGGCUAUUCAAAAUUCGGUGUCGCCGGCUUGGAGCUAUCCCCUGAACUCCAACGGUUUCCAAAACGGGUUCGACUCCUGCUACGGAAGCGCAUCCUCCAAGUCCCCUGAAGACAUUCGCCAGCCAUGGUCCACUGCCGCCUCUCCAGCCCUCGACUUGUGGAAGCCCUCGUCGUCGCCAUCCACCGCCAACCCAUCCUCCUCCUCCGGCGUGGGAGCAGGGGGCGCUGCCAAGGCGCCGGUUCAACCCCCGUACCGUCCCAGGCAUCCCCCGGGGAUGGGUGGGCUGGGUGGGCCCAAGCCCAUCUCUCAGGACGCGUCCAAGUGGCCUCCUGCGUCGUCGUCGUCGUCGUCAUCGCAGCAGUGGGAAGCUCAAAGCUGGAGCAAUGACUGUGGUACUUCAACUCGGCUGAGCACGUGGCUGAUUUUGAGGAACCUCACACCACAGGUGGACGGCGCCACCCUGCGCACGCUGUGCAUGCAGCACGGCCCUCUGGUCACCUUCCACCUGAGCCUGGCACACAGCAACGCCCUGGUGUGCUACGGCUCCGAGCUGGAGGCUCAGCGGGCGCAGAAGGCGCUGCACAUGUGCAUCCUCAGCAACACCACCAUCAUCGCAGGGUUUGCCGACGACGACGAGAUCAGCCAGUUCUUCGCCCAGCCUGGCGUCAUCACCUCCCAGCUGCCGCCGCCGACUUCUUUGCCGCCCUCUUCGUCGUCUUCCUCGUCUUGGGGGCCCAGCCCGCGCGGCGGAGGCGGCGGGGGGGGCGGCUGGAGCAGCGACGCCGGCCUCUGGGGGUCCGGUCCGGGCGGCUCGAUGUCGCUGUGGGGCGGGGGGGCCCCCCCCCAGAGGGACGCAUCGAGGGGCGGAGUCGGCGGUGGUCUCUCCUCCAACGGGGUCUCUGCGUCGCUCAACGCCUUCCUGCCCGGUGACCUGCUGGGCACCGACGGCCUGUGAUGAAAGAAGGUGGCCGGUGGUGGUGAAUGUGGUGGUUGUGGUGGAUGGUGGUGGUGUCGGUGUUGGUGGUGAAUGUGGUGGUUGUUGGUGGUGGAUGGUGGUGGUGUUGGUGUUGGUGGUGAAUGUGGUGGUUGUUGGUGGUGUUGGUGGUGAAUGUGGUGGUUGUGGUGGAUGGUGGAUGGUGGUGGUGUUGGUGGUGAAUGUGGUGGUUGUUGGUGGUGUUGGUGGUGAAUGUGGUGGUUGUGGUGGAUGGUGGAUGGUGGUGGUGUUGGUGGUGAAUGUGGUGGUUGUUGGUGGUGUUGGUGGUGAAUGUGGUGGUUGUGGUGGUUGUGGUGGAUGGUGGUGGUGUUGGUGGUGAAUGUGGUUGUGGUGAUGGUGUUGGUAAUGAGUGUGGUGGUGGUAAAGAUCUUGCACUUGAGGAUGGUAUAGUGUUGGCGGCUGUGAUGGUGUUGGUGGUGAUGGUAAUGACGGCAGUGAUUGUGCAAUGAAUGUGCACUUGGGAGUUGGGAGUGGUGGUGUUGGGGUUGAUCAUAUUGAGUGAUGGGUUGCGGUGGUUAUAUUGGUGCGAUGGCUGUGAAAAUAGUAGUGGUGGUGAUAGCAGUAGUGGUGGGUUUUUGUAGAUGUCGUGUUGAAGGCGUUUGUGAUGGGAGUGGUGAGGGUGUUCAUUGUGGUGGUGGUGGUGAUAUUGCUGAUGAUAAUUGGGUUUAUGAUUGUAAUCGCAGUCAUGGGUGAUGAUCGUAAUGUGAAGUUGAUUGUUUUAAAGAAUGAUGGAGGUGGGACAGGUUUAUGUGAGUGGUGAGGGAUAUCCUGAUGAUAAUGAUGAUGCUAUUAAUAAUGGUCAUCACUACGCCGAAUGAAAGCGGCAACAUUUCUUAAUUUGAUACAGAGGAUGGUUGAUUGAUACUGAAGGCGGCGGUGGUGGCGGUGGUGGCGGUGGUGGCGGUGUUAGUGAGGAUGAAGAUGAUGAGACACAGAUGCCUGGUGGUCCAGAUGGUGAAUCUGGCUGGAGCUCGAAACAAACACGUGCCAUUUGUGUUUGACGCCGAUGCAGUGGAAUACGACGAUGACGACGACGAUGAAGAUGCAGUUGAAGAUUACGAUGCAGUUGUGAAGACAAAAGGUGGCAAACGAUGAUGAUGAUGACGACGAUGGCAAUAAUUUCGAAGUCAACAUUUUUACGGGAGACUUCGCCAACAACUCUGACAUUGACUGCGAGGAGGGUUGAAAGUCUACGGCAGCUUAGUGUGCACGCAAACGACGGCACGGAUGGUGACGACGUCGGCUUCUCCGCCUUCAACGCGGAGAAGUUGAAACGCCGAGGUCACCACCAAAACCGUAGCUGGAAAUACGAAGGUUGAAUCACACGUGAAAAACUUGACGGUCAAUCAAUCCAAAUUCUUGACGGUUUGUCAAGGCAUGGUAGUGCGCGUGUCGCUGUAUCUACAGCCUUGAGCCAGCGGUGGCGAUUCCACAUUCCUAUGGCAAGUGGGCUGCGUGGGCGGGGGGGGAGGGGGAGUGAAUCGUUCUUUCCUUCUUUAGCAGUCACUGCAGACCUGCUGUGAAGUGGCGGUCGGGUACUAUUAGUUGACGAGCGGUCGUAGCCGUUAAGCCGGAGUCAACUCCCGAGCGCUCGCUUGUGCAACGUGGUGCUUUGCGUGCAACGGAAUUCGCUUGUGGUCGGACGUGUGUCGGCAACCGGGUUUGCGAGGAGUUGCGCGUCCAGUUGCCGACAACGACGACCGCAGCGAGGAUUUGCAGCGACAUAUUCCGUCGCCCUCCCGCGCUGCCGCGCUUAUCGUCGCCCCCCCCCCCGGGGAUUUCGGCCGUUAAUGAUCGCGCAAUCUCAUUUCUUCGUCGCGCAAACCACAGCUCGCGCGUGUGCGGACCCUGCCUCAAGGCCUAAAGGCUGCUGGUCAGUGUAAAAGUUUACACGCACGCACGCACGAGGACGUUGCACUUUACAAUGUGUGGUGCCUUGGUGGGGGGGGGGAGGGGUGGUUUGCGAAGUUUGUGUGUAAUAAUGCGAAAUAAUAUUUAACAAUGUUGUCACACGUGACGACGUUGGAGGCACCGGGGGAAGUGAUGGCGAGGGAAGGAGGUGGUGCUGCCGUGUCUCCCCCGGGCAGCACGAUGCUGUGGAUUCGAUGUUGGGGGGGAUGGGGGUGGGGGGAGUGGGGGGGGGGGCAGAAUCCCAACAGAGCAAAAUGAUCAGCAACGUUUUUCAAAAUUGGGACCCCACGUUGCUGGCCGCUCGCGGUCGACCCACGGCAGCCGAUGCUGAAUUGUACGCACGGGACGGUGUCUCAAUUUGCCGAGUAGCGAAACAAUUCUACUAGGCCGUUACAAAAUAUAUACGGCGGGGGGGAAGUGAGAAAUUUUAGGAAUGCGUAAAAAGAUACACCGGUUAUAAGGUUUAGUUUAUAAUGCUCAGGAUAAUGGCGUCGGUUGAUGGCGCAAGUUUAUUUACAGCUGAUUCUAGACAUGAUCGUGUGGGGUUAAAUGUGUGGGUACUACCACCACCUCCUCGCAAGACGUCUGGAGUCGGCGAAAUACGUCCUCUGUGGUGAGGCCAGCAGUGGCAUGAGCGAGCAAUUGCAGGGCUGCAGCUUUACCUUUCAUAUGCAAAUUAAACGCUACCGUUUACAUUUCGGCUGACGACGCGAACAAAGUGGGUGGCUCAAGCCACCUUGAAUCGUGACAAUUCUUCUAAUGGCCGGUAGUGGGGGGUGGGUUGGGGGCACGUCGGGUUAUGUGUUACAUCAUGGGUAUAUAAACAAAAAUGCACACGUCUCUGUGUUAACGCGUUAGUGCCGUGUGACGCAGCGCGUAGAGUUUUGAGCGCGCGGCGUUUAAAUGUAGAGGGGGGAGGAGGUGGGGCCCCAUCGCGCUGAUCCGUACCAACUAGCGGAGCCGUCCCUAGCUAGUGUAGAUGGCGAAUCGGAGGGGGGGGGGGGGCGGCUACCCUGGCCCCCCGCGCUUUGGGGGAAGAGGGGGGGCCCUGCGCGCUUCGACGGUGCGGCGUCAUGGACAGCCUUGCCGAGUAGCGCAACGGUCGGAGCACCGGACUGGUCACGAGCUCCGAUCCUCCCGACCGCUGGUCGACUCCGCCGAUGGUUGAACGGUUGUCCCCAUCGAGUGGCCGUCUCCUGCCACGAUCUAUGUGGAUUUUCCGCCGUUGGUCGCCGCUUCAACCGAGCGGUCCCCACUUUUUUGCGGGAGAGCGAGAGAGCGCUAUGCGGGGAGAGAAACUCGCCCCCCAACCACGCAGAUGUUCAAUGUUCACCGCUGUCGCCCGCUAACUUGAGUUUGAUCCCGCUCUGUGGGAAAUCAUCGCGAGCGAUUGUCCUCCAUGCAGAGACCGGUCCCGUCCCCCCCCCCCACCCCCCCACCACGGUAAUGUGGAAUUUCCACCGCUAUCGCUGCUAAAACGAGUGGUACCACUUUGUGGGGAAGUCGACGCAAGCGAUCAACCGGCAUUCCCCCUUCACCGCCGUGGGAAUGCGGGAACUUCCACCGCUGCCUUGGGACCCACCAGCGGAGACGGAACGCCACCACGCACGGAACGGGGGGGGGGAGACUUUGACCCUGGUGCUGUGUGUGUGUGACCCCUUGCGCGCGCUGGGUGCUUCCUGAUUGGGGAGUCACGCCCCAGGAAGAGGGCGACGAUGGCUGUGGGGGGUCGUGUCGGAACGCUCCACGCUGCGAUGAGAACUCCUUAACAGACACGACGCCGACGACGAGAUGUUCACCAGCAGACGUUCCCCGGGGGGUCUGCUUUUGUUGAUCAGAUCUCGACGCACUUGAAUCUGGCGUUGAAAACUAUCGUGCCGUCGUUUGGCGAGGAAGAGGGGUGGAGGAGCGGUUUUGAGUUGCUCAAGAAACUGUUACAACGACAACAACGCCGCCCACCGCCCGCUGCCUGCAUCCCGAAUCGCCGCGGGGACCCCGGCACGUUCUCGACCGAACCGACGUGACCAAGUUUCUUCCCGGCUGGCGAGAAAUAAAAACGUGCGAUCCGGUUGGAGUGAAAAGUUAAGCACGUAAAAAAAAAACACAACACAACAACGAUAGGACCCGUUUGCUCUUCCCCCCCCCACCACCCCCCGUCCCCCCGAGAGAGAAGCGGUUUUAUUCAACACUUUGAUCAACCGCCGAGGACUCGAAUAUGCAAUCCAGUGCUGGGGAGGGUGGCCGUGGCGAUUGCAGGGGGGGGAGAGGGGGAAGCCCCCCCUCCGAAUUUCUGUCGGCGGCCGACACCGCACGCGCGCGAGCGACGGGGGGAGUGGCUCGUUCAAGAAACAUCUCCCGGUGGGGUCGGUAGAAGGAGAGGAAGAUGACGGACGUCGGCUGGAAGAUUUUUUGGGAUAUUAAGUCCAGUAAUGUGCCUUCAACGAACUCUAUAACGUUUUUAGUGGUGUGAACAUAUUUUCGACGGGUUUGUUUUAGGGUUUUUUUUGUUGCAUUUUGAUGCUGUGAAUCUUCCCAUGUGAAAUUAUUUUUAGGGGUUUGAACG
This is a messenger RNA of Lethenteron reissneri (Far Eastern brook lamprey), 9601 nucleotides long. Its product is annotated as trinucleotide repeat-containing gene 6C protein-like. Gene Ontology annotation, cellular component: P-body; nucleoplasm. Gene Ontology annotation, molecular function: nucleic acid binding. Gene Ontology annotation, biological process: positive regulation of nuclear-transcribed mRNA poly(A) tail shortening; miRNA-mediated post-transcriptional gene silencing. The record is from RefSeq and is a predicted model, not a curated record. NCBI's taxonomy places the organism in Eukaryota, Metazoa, Chordata, Hyperoartia, Petromyzontiformes, Petromyzontidae.